Molecule: messenger RNA, 1306 nt
Organism: Xiphias gladius (swordfish)
Lineage: Eukaryota; Metazoa; Chordata; Actinopteri; Istiophoriformes; Xiphiidae
Gene: dlx5a
Product: distal-less homeobox 5a
Exons: 4
Coding region: 270-1127 (285 amino acids)
Biological process (GO): anatomical structure formation involved in morphogenesis; embryo development; cell differentiation
Molecular function (GO): RNA polymerase II cis-regulatory region sequence-specific DNA binding; DNA-binding transcription factor activity, RNA polymerase II-specific
Source: RefSeq, a predicted model, not a curated record
UCUCUUCAGUGAUGUCAGACGCACGCUGCGCGUUCUCAGCCUUGACCCCGUUUCAAAUCGAAUAACCACAGCAAAGGUAGUUUACUUGAUUAAAUGUAUUUUUUAAAAUAUGGUUAUAUAUAACGCUAUAUCACGUGGCUAACAAUACCGUCCCGGUUUAAGAAAAAUAUGAACCGCAAACCGAGUUGGUCAAAAACUUGUCAACAAGCAAACACAGGAAGAAAUUCGUGGACUCGGUGGGGGAAGUAUUUCCGGGGUGCCAAAGGAGUAUGACUGGAGUAUUCGACCGGAGGAUCCCGAGUGUGAAACCCGCAGACUUCCAGAGCUCCUUUCAACUCGCCACCAUGCACCAUCCGUCUCAGGAAUCUCCCACUUUACCGGAGUCCACCGCCACGGAUUCUGGCUACUACAGUCCCGCCGGUGGAGUCACCCACGGCUACUGCUCGCCCAGCUCCGCCUCGUACGGGAAGCCUCUCAAUGCCUACCAGUACCAGUACCCGGGUGUAAACGCAUCCGCUGGAAAUUACUCGACAAAACCCUACACCGACUACAGCUCGUACACGACUCCCGCCUACCACCAGUACGCCGGGACUUACAGCAGAGUGCAAGCCCAGCCGAGUCCACAAGAAAAAGAGAUCAGCGAGCCCGAGGUGCGGAUGGUGAACGGCAAGCCGAAGAAAGUGAGAAAGCCCCGGACAAUCUACUCCAGCUUCCAGCUGGCCGCCCUGCAGAGGCGGUUUCAGAACACUCAGUACCUGGCGCUGCCGGAGAGAGCCGAGCUGGCUGCCUCGCUGGGACUCACGCAAACACAGGUCAAAAUUUGGUUCCAGAACAGGAGAUCAAAAAUGAAGAAGAUCAUGAAAAACGGCGAGCUCCCACCGGAGCACAGCCCGAGCUCCAGCGACCCCAUGGCGUGCAACUCUCCACAGUCCCCGGCCGUUUGGGACACACAGGGCCCCUCCAGGCCGCACAGCCUACAGCAACAAAACAUCAACACGACGGCUUCUAACUUUUUGGAAAACUCGGCGUCAUGGUACACCUCAGCCGGCAGCUCCAUGACCUCCCACCUGCAGACCCCUAACUCGAUACAGCACUCGUUGGCUCUUGGAGCGGGGACGUUAUAUUGAAAAAACCCUGUUGUUUAUUUCCAACCUUUUUUUUUUUCUUUUUUUUUUUCUCUCCUUCUACGGGACUCGUGUUCAGAUUUCAGAGGAAUAUGCAAUGUAUUUGAUGACAGUCAUAGAAGAAACGUGUAAAAUGUGUAAAUGUGUGCAUGUAAUUUAUUGCAUUUUGGAAGACUAUUAAA